GGUUUUUAGUAAUUAGGAAAGUGCAACAUAAGCACUACCAAUCGUACCAAAAUCUCUCCGAGAGACGUAAACGAUGAGCAGAGAAGAAUUGGUGGCAGAAAAUUAUUACUCCAAAGAUUUCGAUUGGGAGCAAUUAAGAGAAGAAGUGGAGAACGAUCCGUCUCUUCAAUUCCAUUUGCUGCCUUGCUCUUCAGAAAAGAUUGAUAAUCUGAACAACCACGCUGAGCAGGACUCUGAAGCGUGGGAUGAAUUUCAUGCUCGUCAUUCUACUGGCAAGUUCUUCAAGGAGAGGCGGUAUUUGUUGAAGGAAUUUCCGGAACUAGCAGCUUGCAAGGACUAUUCAAAGGUUUUAGAGGUGGGCUGUGGUAAUGGGAGUACGGCUCUUGCAAUAUUGCGUGGACGAGAGAGCAUGAUCUUAUAUGCCUGUGACUGCAGUAAUGAAGCUCUUGUGAGGGCUAAAGAGAUAAUUGGUGCUGCUAAUUCAAUCUCUGAUAAACAUCGUUUCCAUCCGUUCCAGAAUGAUUUUUCAACAACGGCGUUUCCUUCGUGGUUGGCCUGCAAUAUUUGCUCAGGUGCAAAUAGCAGUUAUGAAAUAAAUGGCCUUAAUCCAUCCUGCUCUGAUGAAACUGAAUGCUGCAUCGGGGGAGUAGAUUUUGUUACAUUGAUAUUCACUUUGUCAGCCUUACCGCUUGACAGGAUGCCUAAGGCUCUUGCUCACUGCUUUGCUGUUUUAAAGCCAGGUGGCCUGCUAUUAUUUAGAGACUAUGGUCUGUAUGAUAUGACCAUGCUCCGAUUUCAGCCUGAACAAAAAAUGGGAUAUAGAGAGUACUUGCGGUCAGAUGGGACUCGCUCUUAUUUCUUCUGUUUGGAUACUGUUAGAAAUUUAACUUCUGCUGCCGGCUUCACUGAGGAUGGUAUUCCACUGUCACCCUUGUACGUUGGUGCCCAAACAGUCAUUGGAUGCCUUCAUACUUGGUGGAUAGUAUUCUGUCUCAAUAGAACAUCCCAUAUGAAUAGUUUCCCAGCUGAAAUUUUGCAAGAAUCUCCUCAUUACCCAUUGGUGUACAAUCAUGCAUGUCGGCAACUCCUUGCCAAACCAAUGACUCCUCUCGGAGCCACUGGCACUAUUCUUUAUAAGGUGCAACCAGAGACACCCUGGCUACUGCUUGUUUGUGGGCUAAAUCCGACGGUUGAAAAAUCCUUUCCUUUGCUGUUGUUGGUUUAACUGUGGCCUUGACCAGGGUGGUGACAUAUCAUACCCCUGUUCACUGGUGCCAGCCCUCUUUCCUCCUUGGCUGCCAUGUUCUCUCCUCAGGGAGAAUCUCUGUUGGGAUCUGAAAAGUUUAGGCAGGGGUUAAUCGAAUAAGGAUUAGGGGCUCACAAAAAUGUAACUGAAAACUAAAUGCAUUUUUGGAUUGUUGGAUAUGAUGAUGCCAGAUGGUGUCUGAGAUACAUUGAUGGGUACUCGCAUCACAUGGGCAACAUAAUUCAAAGUUAUUUAUUCAUCCGAAAACAUUACCUCCAAUUAUAAGUUCAUCACCUUGCCAUUCUUUUUGAGAACCCUUUCCCAUAACAUCCCAAAAUUUUAACAUUCUAGGAAACUCAAUUAAAUGUGUAAGCUACUUUUAGCAUCCAUUUAAAUUUAGAUGGUUUGUUUAGACCGAGACAGUUAAUUACAUGGUAUUCUCUUUUCUUCUUUUUCUCCCUGUUUUGUCAUUCUCUCUUUCAUUUUCUUCCCCUGUUUUUUUUCUGUCUGUUUUUGUUCCCAUGCUAGAGAUGAUAAUACUGGAGUUUGUAUGUCCUGGUUCUGAUAACUAAAAUUACUAGUUCGGCUUAAUAUCGUAGGAUGCAUAGUCUGUUGUCUGAGU
This is a messenger RNA of Sesamum indicum (sesame), 1868 nucleotides long. Its product is annotated as Methyltransferase family protein. Lineage: Eukaryota; Viridiplantae; Streptophyta; Magnoliopsida; Lamiales; Pedaliaceae. The record is from RefSeq and is a predicted model, not a curated record.